Rubroshorea leprosula is the source of this 2356-nucleotide messenger RNA. NCBI's taxonomy places the organism in Eukaryota, Viridiplantae, Streptophyta, Magnoliopsida, Malvales, Dipterocarpaceae. The record is from the annotation of a GenBank genome assembly.
GAAGACCGAAGAGAGUGACUGCAAAUUCAGGAUAAUGGUAACAGCUACCUCGUCUUCGCUUCUUAGCUUUAACAUCUCCAGAUUCUCCACCAUCUCUCCUCUCGACCCCAAACCCUCUGCAAGACCCAGAAGCUCUAUCUGCAGGGCUAGUUUCGGUGUACAUAGGAAACCCACCAACAGCAGCAGCCAAUCAUGGAACCUUGGGUUGCUUUCUUACAGCUCUAAAGGAUCAGUUUUUGAUCCAUUGGGUAUCAAUCCAGAUGUCUCAAGUGGUCUAAAAGGUGCUUGGGAAGGUUUUCUAGCUUUGUUAAUGCCAACAUUUGAGAGUGCAUCGAGUACAAAGAACGAUAAACCUUCAAAUCGAGGAUUAGCAGCUGCAAUUGAGGAUAGUUCCAUUGACAUUGGGGAUUUCUUCAAAGGUCCACUACCAGGAAAAUUUCUCAAGCUUUUGGGAUAUUUAGCCCUAUCCCGGCUUGGAAUUUAUAUACCUCUUGGUGGGGUUAACAGAGAGGCUUUUGUUGGCAAUUUGGAUCAGAACAGUUUUUUGAGCACUUUGGAUUCUUUUUCUGGGGGAGGCAUUGGUAGACUGGGAAUAUGUUCUCUUGGUAUUGUUCCCUUUAUCAAUGCACAGAUUGUGUUUCAGCUUCUUGCCCAAAUUUAUCCCAAACUGCAAGACCUUCAGAAAAGAGAAGGUGAAGCAGGAAGAAAGAAAGUUCUUCAGUAUACUAGAUAUGCUUCAGUUGGUUUUGCUAUAGUUCAGGCAAUUGGCCAGGUACUUUACCUUCGUCCAUAUGUUGAUGAUUUCAGUACAGAGUGGGUUCUUUCUUCAGUUGUUUUGUUGACUCUUGGUUCUGUGUUCACUACAUAUAUUGGGGAAAGGAUCUCAGAUCUAAAACUCGGAAAUGGAACGUCUCUUCUAAUAUUUACAAACAUUAUCUCCUACUUGCCAGCAUCAUUUGGAAGGGCAGUUGCACAGGCAUUUCAGGAUGGUAACUACAUUGGACUUAUCUCCCUUAUCAUUUCAUUCUUCCUACUAGUUCUUGGCAUUGUAUAUGUACAGGAAGCGGAGAGGAAAAUUCCACUCAACUAUGCCUCAAGAUACACAAGCAGAAGUGGAGGACUCCAAAAAUCUGCUUACCUACCUUUCAAGGUAAAUAGCGCUGGGGUGAUGCCAAUUAUAUUUUCAACAUCGUCACUUGCUCUUCCCGGUACUCUAGCACGAUUCACUGGUACAUCUACUCUGAAGAAUGCUGCCUUGGCUUUGAAUCCUGGAGGUAAGAUUAAAGAUUUUGACUGUUCUCUCUAUCUUCCUACCAAUAUCUUGUUGAUUGCAUUUUUCAACUACUACUACACUUUUCUACAAUUGGACCCUGAUGAUGUGAGCGAGCAGUUGAAGCGUCAAGGUGCAUCAAUCCCACUGGUCCGGCCGGGUAAAACCACAGCAGCAUUUCUGAAAACGGUAACUCUAUUUUUCUGUACUAAACAUACCUUUAGCACAUAGGCAGGAAUUUUAAUUUAAAUAGCUGAACAUUGUUGGAGUGUUACACCUUAAAUUGUGUUGACUCAAUAUCACAAGAUGUGGAGAAAAGGACAAAUAGGUACAGAAAGAACUCUUGGUGACAGAAAGUCAAGCUUUGUAUGUUCAAGUAUGGGGUGAAGAUGGAGGAAGUAUUAAUUUUCAAUUGAUUUAUUAUACUCAAAUAAUCUCAAGGAUUUUGACCAUAUCUUUAGAAGCUCUAACCUAAACUCAGUUCUUUUUUGAUCGCAUACAUACUUUUCUGGUUGGCCUAUAGGUUCUUAGGCGGAUAUCGGUUUUGGGAUCAGCUUUUCUAGCAAUCUUGGCUGCCGGUCCUGCCGUGAUUGAGCAAACGACACACUUGACUGCAUUCCGGGGAUUUGCAGGCACUUCUGUUCUGAUUCUUGUUGGCUGUGCUACAGACACUGCUAGAAAAGUUCAGGCAGAGAUAAUAUCUCAGAAGUACAAGAAUAUUGAGUUUUAUGACUUCGACAGAUAUGGACAAUAACAAGUAUAAGAAAUGAAGGGCCGGGAGAGGAUGAGAAAACCAUGACCUAGGUGUUAAUUCUCAAGAUGAUGGUCUCUGGAAGAGGAUAUGUUGAUGAUGCUCAUUUUGCUUGAGUGCAUUUGCAGCCUUUGGUAUAUGUGUUCUUUCUUUGAAAUUCAAGAGCAAAUUUGGGAUGUAGCUUGUAUAGAUGCUGCCUUGCAGCCACAUUUAAUUCAUUUUAAUGUCUUAAAACAAAAUUGGAAAUCUUCUUCUUGAUUAGAUCCUCUUGUUCAUUCAGCCAACUGAAUAAUUGGAAGCACAAGUUGCAGUAUCAAUGAAAGUCAGUUAAGAUU